This is a messenger RNA of Schistosoma turkestanicum, 465 nucleotides long. NCBI's taxonomy places the organism in Eukaryota, Metazoa, Platyhelminthes, Trematoda, Strigeidida, Schistosomatidae. The record is from the annotation of a GenBank genome assembly.
AUGCUUCUGAUUAACCAUCAAUUCGCUCUUAAAGCUUACCAAAAGUUACAAAUAAUUACUUGUGCUUCUUUGAAUCGUCAUUAUGGAAAUUCACCAUUACCAGUGGAAUAUUUUACAAAACUUCAAGAGGUAGCUGAUCGUUGGCCUAAUGAUAAUUGUGGUAGGAAAAUGACUCUGAAAGAUGAAAUUAGACGUCGUGCAACCGAACGCUCCUCUGAACCAAUACAUGAAACAGACAUUCAAUUUUGGGAGAAUGAAUGUCAAAGUUUGUAUCGUAUCGCUAACAACCAUUAUCGAGAUAUUUAUCAGCCUCCUUCUUGUCUUCGUGAUGGUCGUAAUGUACUAGGAACUAUAGCUAUAGCUGCAACUGGAGCUGAUCUUACUGAAUGUAGAAGGAUUCUUUGUGAACGUGAAGAGAAAAAUGUUUCUCUAUUCAGACGUUUUAUAAGUAAAUUAUUUUAUUAG